AUGAAUUUUAGUCAAUAUAUACCAACAUUCAAUAAUUAUGAAACAACAAAUAAUACUAUAGAAUUAUUACCUAAGCAAGCAUAUCCUAAUAUAAAUUAUAUAUCAAUAUUUAAUCCUACUUUGGUUUCUUCAACUAGUGAAUCAAAUGAAGAAUUAUUAAAACAAAUUAUUAUCUUCAUUAAUGAUAAGACGCAUGGUCAAAUUGAACAAUUGAAAAUAGUGGGGUUAAUUAGAGGUAUACAAAGUUUAGUCAAUGAAUUUACAGAAUCUGAAGAACCAUUAAUUAUAAAAUCUGAAACUGAGUCAAGUAUCGUUAUCCAAUUAGAAUCUAAUUAUUUUAUAAUUUUCAAUAUUUCAACCACCGACAAAUUAAUACUACAUCAAUUGAGUGAAUUAAUAGCUAUAACAAAUCGACGAUUCACGUUAUUUAAUAAACCACUACAUUUAUUCUAUGAUUUUGAUAAAGAUGUGCUAAGAGAUAGUCUAGUUUCAUAUUGGACAAAUUUUAAAAAUUGCUAUAAUUCAUCAUACUUAAAGUAUCCUCCAACCUUAAACUGGAUAAAUAAUCUUAAUUACAAAGGAUUUCUUGGUUUAUUUCCAUACUAUAAGUCGUCAAGUUCAAAAUUGAAUAAUUUAGAACUAAAAGAGAGAAUUGAAGAUAUCGAUCAAACACCAAAAGGUAUAAUUAUAAGUUGUUUUAAUGAUGAAAUUACAAAAAAGAAUGGAAUUAUAUAUAAAGAUUCUUCCGGUCUUGAAGAUGACUCACUAAUUGAUAUAUUUAACUGGCUUGAGUUUAAUAAUUAUCAUGCUAAAACUUUUGAAGAAAAUGAAUUUAUUUCAAAUUUACCAAAACAGAAGUUUUAUGAAGAUGGUGGUGCUUUACAAACGUUAAAUCCCGUCAAUUUGGGUCAUAAUUUAGUAGUCACACCUUUAAAUUAUACCGUUUCAAGUGUUUCAAAUAUUUAUAAUGAACCUUCAAGUUGGUUAACUAUGCCAAAAUUUAUCACAAACUUGACUACUACAAAUGAAGAACAGCCAUUACCAAAAUCACAAGAUUCAGAAGCGACGGAAGAUACAGGAACUUAUCUUAUUGGAUUAAAUCAAGAGUCAAUAAGUAGAAAGAUAGUAUAUAUCAAAUCAAUCAGUGGAGAGAUAGACGAAUAUCAAUUAAUACUAUUCCAGAAUGGUAAUUUUUACAUAACACUAAUUUAUGAAUCAAGUAAUGUAAAUGUAGACAAUCCUACAUUUUACUCAGAUCUUCAACCACAUUUAAAUUUAAUAAUUGAUGAUUUAAUACAAUAUCAAUCAAACUUAUCAAAUAGUAUAUCAUCAUUGAAAUCAAUAUAUAAUAAUAAUCAACAACAAGAAAUAGAUUCAGAUUUUUUUUAUGUCAUAUUUGAUAAAGAUUCAAAAUCAUUCCAGACUUCAUUACCUUAUUUACCAUACAUUACAAAUCUCGAGAAUGAGAAAAUACGAUACUGGACAGCUAUAUAUUAUCUACACAACCAAAUAUUUAAUUUGUUUGCCGAUAUGAAUUGUUUUCAAUUUGAUGAAUUUUUUCAUAAAUGUACGACUAAUAAAUUGAAUAAUUGGAUGUUUUACUAUUUAAAAUACAAGAAUAAAAAUAUAAUUAUAAUUAAGAAUAAGAAUAAACAUCAUAAGGUUAAUGAGAGAGUCGUUGUUGAGAAAGGAUUGAUUGAUAAAUUGUCUGAUGGAAUUUAUGAAUAUGGUAGUUUAGGAUUUAUUGAGAAUUUAACUGAUGAUAUAAAGUAUUGGUUAGGUCAAGUCAAUUAA
This is a messenger RNA of Insectozyma verbasci, 1794 nucleotides long. NCBI's taxonomy places the organism in Eukaryota, Fungi, Ascomycota, Pichiomycetes, Serinales, Debaryomycetaceae. The record is from the annotation of a GenBank genome assembly.